Molecule: messenger RNA, 1864 nt
Organism: Aspergillus versicolor CBS 583.65
Lineage: Eukaryota; Fungi; Ascomycota; Eurotiomycetes; Eurotiales; Aspergillaceae
Product: Zn(II)2Cys6 transcription factor domain-containing protein
Exons: 6
Coding region: 67-1707 (546 amino acids)
Biological process (GO): regulation of transcription by RNA polymerase II
Molecular function (GO): DNA-binding transcription activator activity, RNA polymerase II-specific; zinc ion binding
Source: RefSeq, a predicted model, not a curated record
CCACAACUCCUCCAUCACCGACAAUCUGUCCAAGACACUAAGGAGACGCGGAUACCGGUCAUCUGGAUGUCGCAGAGAGGGAAUACUCGGAGUAGAGCCGGAUGUCUGACCUGCAGACAACGUCACGUCCGAUGCGACGAGCACCGUCCAUCAUGCCAAACAUGCCUUGCUGGUAACCGAUCAUGCAAAUAUGCUGCCCCAGUGGUCCCACUUCGGGAUCGAAGGAUGCUGCAAAAGAAUGUACUCCCACCUGGUCAGCAAGCUCCAUGGGCAUUGGAAAAGGCAGAUGGCUUGACUGGUCGAAAGUUGGCACCGGGUUCGGCCAUGGACCCUUUUGAUACACUUCCUAUCAAAAUGCCGUUCAAGUCACAAGAAUUAUACCACUACUUCUAUCACACCGGGAUGGCCUUUUCGGUGGCUCCAGCAGAUCCAAAAUAUGACUGUAUUGCUCUGGCAACGCACGAUGAACAUGCACUCCGAAGUACGCUUCUGCUUGCGGGUAUCCACUAUUGCUGGAACACCGGCAAUUUGCAGGAUUAUGAGUCCGCUUUUCUUUUCCACAAGGUUGAGAGCAUACGCAUCGUCAAUUCUUGGCUUGGGGCUGCUGGCUCCAAAACCUUUCUCGCCUGUGUGAGACAGAUCUUGACGAUCUCCCUAUCUGAGGCGUGCCUUGGUAACCUGGCUGCUGCAGAGACUCACCUCAACGGUGUCAUGACCCUUUUCGACUCUCAUGGACCGGCAGCCAAUGCCCAUAAUAACGAUGAUAUAGAUAGCGAGCUCGCUAGUCGCUAUCUUCUUCUAGCAUCAUGCUUUGUACUUGCCUUGAAAAGUCGUCUUGAAGACUUUACGCUCUUUCGCAUGGCCCAUGGUAUCGACCCCAACGACGAUUCCUCAGCCGAGGCCUUGCGUCUCAUGAAAAUGUGGCAUAAAAUAGAGCCCGGUGGCCUUGAAACCAGAUUAAAGGCUGUACGCCUGUUCCCGUAUUUUUUCAGCCCGCCCCCGAUUCAUGGCAGUCGGCGUAAAUCAGUAGAUGCUGUGCCUAUCAUCGACUGCCUCAGAAACAUGACAGAGGCAGCAGAUCGGGUUUGCGCCAAUCCCACAGCUGAGAAUAUUAACCGAGUCUGGAACGAUGGCGGUCCUACAAAGCUCCUCCUGAUUCUGGUUACUUCUCACAUAUCAUCUUUUGCCAAUGAUAAUGAGAACCAAGGCCCUGGAGAAACGCCGUCGCAACCACUCCUUCACUCCUCGUGGAGCGGCAUCUCUGCAGUAGUGGAGCUGUACAUGCACAGUGUGCUCAACAUCCUCAACGCAGGCGAGCCACUCGAGUACCGGCUCCUGUACCGCAUCAUUCUAAUAUUGAAGCGGGACGUCGAACAGACCCGUCCCGAUCUGGGCGGAAUUCACGGUAGCUUUCGUCAAUCCCUUUGGUUCUGGAAGGCGUUUCUCGGUGCUCUAGCUCUGUCUCAACAUAUGAGUAUUGAUACGUGGACCUCCACGCCUGAAAAAUGGCCGUGUGAGGCGGAGCUUCAGGAUCUCUAUGAAUGGUUUGGCGAUUGUGUUCGAGCCUGGAGUGCUGUCACUGGAACGACAGAUUGGAAUGUUGUGCAAUCUCGGCUAGCAAUGUUUGCCUGGCCAGCCGCAUCAUCUCGCGAUGGAAAGGGAUUUGGAGCGAAUAUAUGGGCUCAGAUGAAGAAGACUUACGGUUGAUGACAUAAAAGCAGUAUAAAAGUAUAAAAUUCAGCUAAUGCUAAUUUGUAUUUUAUGGCAGUGGUUUCGAAUAUUUCCCUCUUCGAUAUUUGGAUCAAUACAAAUAUUCAUCAAUUAUUUAAGCCCUAACCAAUGAGAUCGAGAUGUUGGAACACCC